UGUGAAUGGUUGUUUGUCUAUAUGUGCCCUGUGAUUGGCUGGCCACCAGUCCAGGGUGUACCCCGCCUCUCCCCCGAAAAUGCCUGAAAAAUAUAAAAUAAAAAAAAAAGAUGAUCAAAUGACUGCACUAUAUCAUAGCUAUAUACGUAAAUAUUAGAGUUGAAUGUUAGCAGUUGCAGAGCAAAGUUAGCUGAAGUGCAAGCUGGUUGUCCCAUGAUCUGUUAUUUAUAGUAAAGAGAUAAAAAUAGCUCCAGUGUGUGUGUGUGUGUGUGUGUGUGUGUGUGUGUGCACUGCUGUGAAAGCCCCGAUUCUACGGACGGUAAACACCACAAACUAAAUGUGUUGACAGAAAAAAAAGCUUUAUAAUUGGACCCCAUUUGUUGGAUAUGUUGUUGUUCUAAGUUAAUCAGUAAUCAGUUAAGUUAAUGUUGUUUAGCUUUAAUGUUUUUUUUCUUCUACCACUAAGAAAUGCAUGGUUUGAGUCCAAUGCGGAGAGGCAUGCUUCAUGUGGCAUGAUGUUUAAGUCAACUAACAUCACAGUACAACAAAAUAGAUCAGUGCAUUUGACUUUUUAUCUGGAUUAAAUACUAUUUACACAGGAGUACUAUAUUCCAACAACAGGAUCCAGACUGUGUGCCGCAGUUGAGCUGUAUUCCCCAUUUUUCAUAUUUUUGCUGCAAGUAAGCGAUGCAAUGAGUCAAUACCUACGUAUGUCUAUACUAUGUAUAUGUACUAUGUACUAUGUACUUCGUAACAAACACUGACUGUUAAUGGACAAACAGAUGACCACAGAAGAAAAAGACAACAUUUUUCAUUCAUCCGACGAUGACUCGGAUGAAGACGAAGCAACCCAAUAUAUAAUAGAGCAAAGUUUACUUGAAUACCGAAAGCUCAAAGGACUGAAUCCAAGUGAUCUGAAAGUAAAUGAAGAGCCGGAUGAGAUAUUCAAAGCAAUCAAAGCGGGUGAUGAAGAUGCACUCCAGCGACUGAUGGCCCAACCAGAGAUUCUGUCCAGAGUUAACGAACAUGGAUGGAUUCCUUUGCAUGAAGCUGCAGUGCAGGAGAGUAAAGACAUUCUUGAAAUGAUCUUUUCAGCAUCGCCACCAGGGACGGCCCAAUGCCGCACACUAAAGGGAGAGACAGCGUUGUUUCUAGCUGUGGUCUACGGCCGCAGACACAACGCCACAUUUCUGUUACAAAAUGGAUGUAAUCCUAAUCUUCAGGACGAUGAGCAGGAUUCUCCUUUAGUGGCAGCUAUUCUCAAUGACCAAUAUGACCUGGCAACACUGCUGCUUCGCUACAGUGCCCAAGUGGAUCAGACGGGCCCCUUGGACAGGACGGCGCUACACGAGGCUGCCUUCCUAGGCCUGGAGAACUUUGUCUAUCUGCUACUCCAGUCUGGUGCCAACGCAAAUGCGUGGGAUACUAAAAAGAAAACCCCGCUGGCUCUGGCUGCACAAAAUGGACACCUCAGUGUGGUUGAGCUUUUGUUGCAUGAAGGAGCGGACGCUGAAUAUGAAUCAGAGUCUGGCACCGUCUUGUUCGACGCAGCAGCAUCAGGGAACCCCGACAUCAUCUCCUUGCUGCUGGACCACGGAGCAGAUGCCAACCUGCCAUUGAACGGUGGUCACCUGCCCAUUCACCGCGUGGCGUAUGACGGACACAUACUAGCACUGCAGCGCCUCAUUCCAGUGACAACGCUAUGCACUGUGAAGGACAGCGGCAUGAGUCCACUUCACUCCGCGGCCGACGGAGGGCAUGCCCAUUGUGUGGCAUUGCUGCUCAAAGCCGGCUUUGACCCAAACUUCAUGCUGCACCCAAGGGUGCGACGCAACUACGAUGACGAACGCAAGUCUGCGCUUUUUUUCGCCGUGUCCAACAAUGAUCUUCAGUGCACCCGCAUGCUCUUAGAGGCCGGGGCGAUGGUGAACCAGGACCCUAUCAGUUGUUUGCAGGUGGCUCUGAGGCAGGGCAACUAUGAACUCAUCAACACCCUGCUGAAGUUCGGGGCUAAUGUCAACUACUACUCCCGUGUCAACAUCACCCAUUUCCCCUCAGCGCUGCAGUACGCAUUCAAAGAUAAAGUCAUGUUGAGGAUGAUUUUGAAUCAUGGUUACGAUGUGAGGCGUUGCUUCGACUGCCCCUACGGGGACAACUGUCACGACUUUGCUCCGUGGACCACCUCAGUCAUCAAAGAUACGGUGUUCUGUGAGGUGAUAACCGUGUCCUGGCUCAGGCACCUAUCUGCUCAGGUGGUCCGGAUCAUGCUGGACUACACCGACCAUGUUUCCUUUUGCCCCAAGCUGAGAGAAGCCCUAAAGGAACAGAAGCAAUGGCUGGAGAUUUGCCGCAUUCAAAAGAACGCACGCACCUUAAAGCAUCUGUGCCGGCUGCAGAUUCGGGAGCAUCUCGACGGCCUCCGCUUGAGAGCUUCUGUUUUCAUCAAUUACCUCCCUCUUCCAUCCAGACUGAAAGACUACCUGUGUUACAAGGAGUUUGAUGUGUACAACAGGGGCAGCCUAGCUGUUUGAUAGCAUCACAGUCAUAAACAAAUCAUGUUGGCUUUUACUUACAUUAUACGAUCAUAUUGCAUGAGCAUUCCCAGUGAAUUAGGUAGAAAAGAGAAUGGCAAUAAAGAAAUCCAUUCAUGACUGGGUGGCAGCAUGGCCUUGUUUUACCUGCUGUGACUGCCAAUCACCACUAGCGGGCACCUACAAAGAGGGGCCCCGGCCCCUUUAUGGUCGCCUGGUGUGAGCCGAGAAAUGAGGGUAGGUUUUUCUGACAAUUAAAGAGGACCUAUUCUGCAAAUUUUACGGUUCUUUGUAUAGAGUUGUGUACUCCUGUAGAGCAGCUCCACACAAUAACCUGCACAUAAAGUUUUCGAGAGCAUCCAGUACAUGCACCUAUUGCAUCUGUAUUUUCUUGGAUGUUCAAAGUGGUCGGUUUUAAUUAAUUCCACCCAUGGCAUGCCUCUGGACAUGCCCACUCAGCUGUGAUUGGUUACACUCCCUAGCGUUACUGAGGACUUCAGGACUACUGCCAAACCACACUGUCUAAUUUUGUCGGGAUAGGGGUUGUUAAUAAAUGAAUAAACCUUUUAUAGAGUUACAUGGAAAGUGUUUAGGAGAUACUGGUAGGUCAUGAUCUACUGGCUGGAGAACCCUGGCUUAGCAUGUAUGAACUGUGCUAACGUACAUCCGCGUUUCUUGAGUGUAGACAAUCUAGUGUAAA
Doryrhamphus excisus (bluestripe pipefish) is the source of this 3231-nucleotide messenger RNA. The record is from RefSeq and is a predicted model, not a curated record. Lineage: Eukaryota; Metazoa; Chordata; Actinopteri; Syngnathiformes; Syngnathidae.